Molecule: messenger RNA, 2813 nt
Organism: Myxocyprinus asiaticus (Chinese sucker)
Lineage: Eukaryota; Metazoa; Chordata; Actinopteri; Cypriniformes; Catostomidae
Product: primary amine oxidase, liver isozyme-like
Exons: 4
Coding region: 16-2358 (780 amino acids)
Biological process (GO): amine metabolic process
Cellular component (GO): plasma membrane
Molecular function (GO): quinone binding; primary methylamine oxidase activity; copper ion binding
Source: RefSeq, a predicted model, not a curated record
ACCAGUGCACUUACUAUGCGUUCUUCUUCCUUCCAUUCCACAGUCAGACGCGACCGCGUUACCCUCAAGAUCAAAGGCGAGGUCGCUAAAAUAAUGAAUUCUCUAUUAAAAUACUUACUGAUACUUCUGGGACUUAUCUCGGUGAUCAUUAACAUCGUAUUGAUAUGCCUGAAUACAAAUAGGCGUCCAAAAUGCCUGUCCCAGCCGCAAGAAUCCUUACAAGUCAGACACUCGGAUAAAAGUCUAAUUUUCGCGGACCUCACUGCAGAGGAGUACAAGUUAGUUCGCGAUUACAUGUGGGCUCAAAAUGACCUCAAGAUUUCCCAUUCAGCCGCUGCUAGACCCUCAGAGAAUUUCAUCUUUUUAAUCGACCUCUUGCUCCCGAAAAAGGCUGACGCACUGCGCUACUUAGACGCCAACGGACAGAAGCCGCCGCGUGAAGCUACUGUUGUUGUGUUCCACGGCGUUCACAGUGGGUACCUGAAGGAGUACAUAGUGGGACCUUUGCCUGGUCCACUGCAGCAUCGGGAUGUUACUCAGGAGAAGUAUGAUACUACAACCUUACCCUUCACAGCCCGUCCGGUAACAAUUGGAGAGUAUGUUCAACUCUUCCAACUUUUUGAUCAAGUUUUCAAAAAACUUGAAAAGCCACUGAAGGAAAGUUUUGGUUAUAUCCCAAGAAAGCGGGAAUUGCUGCCGUUUGAGGGUAUGCCUAGAGGCGUAAAUGCUGGUGAGCGCAAAACAUGGGUAUCUUUCUUUCGCGAUUACAGUGGCAUGUACAUCCAUCCCGUGGGCUUCGAAAUCUUGAUUCACCACAAGAGCAUCAACUCGUCAGACUGGACAGUUGAGAAGCUACUGUACAAUGGUGAAUAUUUCGACAGCAUUGACGAAUUUAAAAAGAAAUAUGAAGCAGGUGCUGUAAAAAAGAUAGUCUACAAAGAAAUCCCAAAUUACGCGUCACUGAAGCCGAAGAGUAAACCUUCUGGGUUAGGACCACACCAGUAUUAUCUUAGAGGCAAACGUUUCAGCGUUAAAAACAACCAGGUGGUUUAUUUAGAUUGGAGUUUUGCAUUUGGCUUGAGUUCCCUGACUGGUAUGAGGGUUUUUGAUAUUCGCUUUAAAGGGGAGAGGAUUGCGUACGAGCUCAGCGUGCAGGAGGCGAUGUCUGUGUACGGCUCUAUCACUCCUGGGAUGAUGCUCACGAAGUUCCUCGACUCAAGUAUCGGAAUCGGUCGCUUUGCGCACGAGCUGGUGCGCGGAAUCGACUGUCCGUACGCUGCCACAUAUGUCGACUCAUACCGUUAUAUUGAUACAAAUGUCACGCUGCGUUCCAGAAACUCCAUCUGCGUUUUUGAGCACGACGCUGGCCGACCUCUGCGACGACACUUUUCAGAUUUUUUCCAUAAUGGUUAUGGUGGUAUGGCAAACAGCGCUCUUGUGUUUCGCACUAUCACUGCUAUAGGGAACUAUGAUUACAUAUGGGACUUCAUCUUCUAUCAAAGCGGCUCCGUGGAGGCAAGGGUUCACGCCACUGGCUAUAUAUCAUCCUCCUUUAAGAUGAAUGGAAGUCUGGAGUAUGGUCACCAGGUUGCAGAAAAUGUCCUUGGGAAUAUCCAUACACAUUUUAUCAACUUCAAAGUAGAUCUGGAUAUCUUAGGUGUGAAGAAUGUGUUUCAGACUAAAGACAUGGUGUAUAAGGAGGUGCCAUUGCCAUGGUUGCCCUCAUACAAUGCAAAGAUACCACAGCUGGUGGAGCAGCAAAUCAGGACAGAGAAAGAGGCUGCAAUGCUGCAUAACAGCAAAACACCUCGUUACCUUCAUAUAGCCAGCAACCGCACCAACCGCUGGGGCCACCAGCGCUCUUACAGGCUUCAGGUGGUGAGCUUUGCUGGGGAUCAUCUCCCUGAAAGUGAGCCUGAAGAGAAGUCCAUGUCCUGGGCUCGGUAUAAAGUUGCUAUAACUAAGCAUAAAGAUGCAGAGCAGACAAGCAGCAGCCUGUACAGUCAGAAUUACAUGUGGUCCCCAUAUGUUGACUUCAGCAAAUAUAUUGAAGAUAACGAGGAGCUAGACAACGAGGACUUGGUUGCCUGGGUGACAACUGGCUUUCUACACAUUCCACAUGCAGAAGACAUCCCCAACACUGUUACUGUGGGCAAUGGCGGCGGUGUCAUCCUUAGGCCGCAUAACUACUUUGAUGAAGAUCCGUCCAUCCACUCACCUGAUGGAGUGUAUUUCUCACCAGGCUCUGAGAGUGACUGUGAGUACAACACAAUGGCGUGCCUGGAAAAGGAUAUGUGCAGUUCCACACUGGAGCCAUUCACAUACCAUGGCUUCGAGGGGGUUAUGAAGUUUGAGUAAGGGUCUUAGUUCAGUCUAUGAUAUAUGUAAUGCUGUUACAUGUAUGCCAAAUACUGAAGUCUUAUAAUGCAAAAGUAUUUGCUUCAUCAUCAAUCACUUUGUGCUAGUUACUAGUUAGACAAGCUUUUGUAUCUUUUUAUGUAAAUAUUAUGAAUAUUAUCUCUGCUUUUGCUUUUGCAAAUUGAUUGUGUGAUGUGAUCAAGAAUGUCAAUCAAAUUUUAUGACAAUAUAUGCAUAGACUUUUUAAGGGUCUAUCCUUCCUUUGGUAGGAUAUUUUUUGUAAAGCAUAUUUUAAAAAUAAAGUGUAAAGAAAUAGGGUAAUUUUUGACAGUACAAACAUGUCUCUUUUUUACUGAGAGACUUUAGAUUAGAAUAGAGACUGAUACAACACCUCAACAAAUUCUCUCUUCUUUUUUUUAUAAAACAUCUAUGCAAUAAAAUGUCAAGGGUGACUA